GCUGUGUUUUCCGUAGAUUCACGUAUCCAAUGUGUACAAGUCUCGAAGAAGCCAAAGAACAAAAAUGUGAGGUUAUAAUUUUUUGUUACUUGUUUCUGUCUUGUUUUAAAGAACAAUUUUUAAUUAAAAAAACCAAAAAAAACAAACAAAUUGUUUAUUCCUAGCAAUAUGGUGGGAAACUGUUGUGUAGAUGGGUGCUCUAAUACGUACCAGAAUACCAACGGUGUCAUAUUCUAUCGUUUUCCUGGACGAGACUACGACUGGCAUAGAAGAGAAAAAUGGAUUUCCAAUAUUGGAAAAAAGAUGGCUGAUGGAACUCCUUGGCGGCCUACUAUGCAUUCAAGAGUUUGCAGUGACCAUUUCAUUACCAAAAGGAAAAAUGAAGCCACUGUACAUCCAGAUUAUGUGCCUACGGUUUUUCCAAGAAAUGGCAAUAAAGUUACAAUAGCCAGUCUGUUGAGGUUGGCAAGGUUUCAAAGAUUACGAGAGAGAAAUUUCAAGAAAGGUUCUUUGAAGCAUUUGCAAGCAGACGACGAGAAACAAGCGUCAACGUCAACUGUAGAUGACCGUCAGACUGAAGAAUCGCUUGUGGUACAAACAGAACAGUUGGAACAAGAUUUGUUGGUAGGAGCAGUGCCUUCAUCAAACAGCAGACUGCCAACAACAGCCGCAGCAUCACCAGCCAGCACACAUGAAGAUUCAUGUCCUAUUGCACCAAUCUCAACAGUCCAAGAUUCUAUUUCUAACGUCGACCGCGACCGGGUCGGGCUGAAUUUCAAGAUGGCUGAAAAUCCGUGGUCGACUGUGGAUGCACAACAAGCUGGUGAUGAUUUGAUUACGGGAAAAGAUUCUGGUCCUUUUUUCGUGGAUGAAAACUGUGAUACAAUGUCUUAUAAAGAAACAAUAGUUGACAAUAAACGCCUGUGUCGAAUUUGUGGCCAGUUGAAAUCAGAUUUGACAUCUCUAUAUGGACCCUCUGCUGUUGAGAUGGGACUUCUUAGGAAAAUAGAAGACUGUUUAAGAAUUAAGAUUGAAAGCACUAGUUGUUUGCCAACCGAGAUUUGUAGAGGGUGCAUCUCAAAUCUUGAUACAUGCGACCAAUUCGUAACUCUGGCAAGGAAUGCUAAUAUAAGACUUCAUGAGAUGUAUGAAGACCAAAUGGAAACAAAUGAAACAACGAUGAUUUGCCGGUAUUGUGAUAAGAAGUUCAGAAGUCCAAAGUUGUUGAAUUUGCAUUGUUCUACGCAUGCUACAGCUUCAGUGUUUCAAUGCGAAAUUUGUGGUAACCAGUUCAAAAACGCUGAAGGCCUCAUUUGUCAUAAACGGACUCACCGUGCCUUGUCCCACAAAAAGAAGCAUGUUUGCUCAACUUGUGAUAAAACCUUCCGAUCAAGGUCCGAUCUGUUGGAGCAUACCAACAGUCAUCUGGGUUUGAAGCCCUACUCGUGUCGUAGUUGUGGCAAAGUGUUCCAUAGUGGCGCUUUGCUGCGUCAGCACUCUCUCGUACACCGAAGCGCCGGCUCUCUGUCCAAAAACCGGUGCUUCAAGUGCGACAAAUGGUUUGCGCGCCACGCUGACCUGCGCACGCACAUGCGUCGACACGAGGUGGGGCGCACCUUCAAGUGUGGCGUCUGUCAACUCAGUCUGCCUUCCAUUGGAGCUCUUCUCUCCCACCGAAAACAACACCAGACGUCUUCAAAAACCGCUGAUUCAGAAUCAAAACAGUUGCCGGCUGCUGUCAGUAAAAAUCUGUUGCAAUGCAAAGACUGCGACAAACAGUUUUCGGGUCGUUCCGGCCUGGCCUAUCACCGAAAGACAACCCAUGAGACAGACAAGCCGUACCUCUGCCACAUCUGCGACAAGGCUCUCUCCUCCGAGGCACUCAAGCGCCAACACCAACAAACUCACUCUCAAAAUGAACAAUAUCCGUGUACAAUGUGCGACAAGUCAUUGAAAAGCGCCAACGCACUGAAGCAGCACAUAAAGCAACAUUCGGCCACUUUCGAGUGCGAGCACUGCCACAAGACAUUCAAUCGAAAAGGCAACCUGCAAAUGCACGUGCGACGUGUGCACACCACCGAGCGUCCGUUCGUGUGUGCAGUGUGCGCGCGAACAUUUGCCGAAAAGAAUGACAUGCAGAAACACAUCACUCGCCAGCACAGUCUUGUCUAUUGCCAGCUCUGCUGUCAAACGUUUACUGACAAUGCUGCUCUCGACGAGCACAACGAUAAACAGCACAAUGUGAUGAUUACUGUAUGAAUAUGAAUGAUUUUAUAAAUAUAUAAUGUUUACUAUUGA
This is a messenger RNA of Nilaparvata lugens (brown planthopper), 2298 nucleotides long. Its product is annotated as gastrula zinc finger protein XlCGF26.1. Gene Ontology annotation, cellular component: nucleus. The transcript is spliced from 11 exons. NCBI's taxonomy places the organism in Eukaryota, Metazoa, Arthropoda, Insecta, Hemiptera, Delphacidae. The coding region runs from base 169 to 2259 and encodes 696 amino acids. Gene Ontology annotation, molecular function: DNA-binding transcription factor activity; RNA polymerase II cis-regulatory region sequence-specific DNA binding; zinc ion binding. The record is from RefSeq and is a predicted model, not a curated record. Gene Ontology annotation, biological process: regulation of transcription by RNA polymerase II.